This is a messenger RNA of Closterium sp. Yama58-4, 3936 nucleotides long. NCBI's taxonomy places the organism in Eukaryota, Viridiplantae, Streptophyta, Zygnematophyceae, Desmidiales, Closteriaceae. The record is from the annotation of a GenBank genome assembly.
AUGCACGGGCGGCAGCUUCCGCCGGCGCUACACUGUCUGCGCGUCCGCCAAUCGCGAAACGUCCUAGCGGCCGCUGCGCCGCUCGUUUCCCUCAUCUUGCUAGCGCUCACGUCGUUCGAGGAAUUCGGAUCGGUGCAAGUCGGUGCUACGCCGUUCAGUGUGUAUGAUUCGUACCAGCCGCCGUGCCCCUUCCUGCCCGACCCUCCCCCGCAAGGCUGGAAGCGGUGGAGCGACCCUGCCACGUGGACCAAUGGUGGCAGCUCCGUGAUUCCCGGAGUGAAGGCCACGGGGGGCGAGUGGGCGGAUGUGACUAUACCGUGCGGGACGGCCGUGCUGCUGGACGUGCCUCUAGUGAGCCUCAACAGGCUGGUGAUCAAAGGAUGGCUCAGGGUCUUAGAUUCCCCGUCUCUCCCAACGAUCGAGGUCCAAGCAGCCUUCAUCAUCGUUCAAGGCCGUCUCUCCGCUGGCACCACUGCAACGCCCUUCACCCGUCUCGCUCUCUUCACCCUCCUCCCCUCCAAAUCGCGUGCCAACUACUCUCUUACCGACCUUGCACCAGCCGACCCCCUGAACCCAAGGAACCUGGGUCACAAGGCGUUCAUCGUGUGGCCUGCGUUUGUUCCUCUCUGUCUUAUUUCCUCUGCCAUUCCUGUUCCCUCCCCCUCCCUCCCUAACCAGGUGGGAGGGGCAGUGGACUUACGCGGCAUGCCUGGGUCCUCCUCUGCCCCUGCGUGGGUGCGCCUGGCACGGGCAGUGGCUGGUGAUGGUGAUAGCACAGUAGCACACUCUAACCUCUGUUUGUUCCUCUCCCCCUCCCUUCCCCUACAACCAGGUGGGAGGGGCAGUGGACUUACACGGCAUGCCUGGGUGGGAGGAGCCGUGGAUCUGCAUGGUAUGCCCGGCUCCUCCUCUGCCCCUGCGUGGGUGCGCCUGGCAAGGACAGUGGCACCCGGGGAUAAGUUUGUGGUGGUGGACGGCGAUGUUACUCGGUGGCCGGUCGGCGGCACUGUAGCGGUUGCGUCCACUAGUGCGAACAUGAACGAGGCCGAGACCGGGGUGAUUACUUACGUUGCUCCUAUGCCGUCAGGCGUGGGCUUCUAUAUCGGACUGGCCAAGCCCCUUAGGUUCCGACAUGAGGGUAAUCUUCAAGGCACCCCUGAUGGAGUCGGGGGUACUGUGGAUAUACGAGGGGAAGUUGCCCUUUUGACUCGGAAUAUCAUCAUCCGGGGGUAUAAGGAGAAAGCACCCUACGACACAGAUGGCGGUCACUUCAUGGUGUUCAUGACAAAAACGCCGCAAUUCAUCGAGGGGGUUCAGUUCCUGGGGCUGGGCAACCAAGGCGUGCUGGGGCGCUACCCCCUGCACUUCCACAUCUGUGGCGACAACAACCAGGCGCAUGUGGUCAGGAAGAACGUGAUUGCAGCGAGCAACCAGCGUUGCGUGGUUGUCCACGCCACCUCGGAUCUGACUGUAGAGGAGAAUGUGGCAUACGAGACCAAGGGGCACUGCUUUAUCACGGAGGAGGGCAGCGAGUUUAACAACGUGUUCAAACGCAACCUGGGGAUCAACAUCCGCGGAGUGCGCAAGGUGAUUCCUCCCGAGACCUCAGACCGAUUGGACAGGCAGACGGACAACCAGCCCACCACCUUCUGGAUGGCCAGCCCUCGGAAUGAUUUAAUCGGCAACGUGGCGGCUGGAUGUGACAAUACAGGCUUCUGGUACGAAAUGCUGGCGCGCAUGAGAGGGGCCUCCAAAAGGCUUGAUCUGGGCGACACCCCCAUGCCCUUCUUUGACUCGUUCGGUCGGUUUGAUGGCAACGUGGCUCACUCCUGCAAGGCGGGCGUGCGCAUGUAUCCCCAUGGGAACAGGCCCCCCAAGGAGGCUGUCUUUACCAACCUGCUGGUUUACCAGAGCCGGCUCGGGGACACCACCAUUCGGGACUCGGCGUUUGUCGAUGUGGCGGUGGGGAUCGGCAGCGAUGUGAACGUUGACAUCAAAGUGCAGAACUCGCGAUUCGUGGGACGCACACAAGCUUGCACCUCACCAGCCAGAACAGCCUCAAGAUCUGCGUCAACCAAGGCGCUUUCUGCAGCAGCAUCAGCUUCUGGAUCUCUUCCCAUGUCCGUUUCUGCCCAGGCUAUGGGCACCGAAUCUGCUCCUGUUGAUGAUGCCUCAGCUGCUGCUGCCGAUGCCAGCACCAGCACAGGCGCUUCUAUUUUCCCCAGCCAACCAACGGCCUCUGCAGCUGCUCAGGAGUCUGUUUCAUCGCAGCUGCUCCGGUUCUAUCUCAACCCGGGAGGCCUUGUGGCAGAAAGCGCAGCGUCUACUAACGAGGAUGUUUUCAACCAGGGAAGCAGCAUCAGGGGUAGUGAGAGCAUCACUACCACCACCACUGCAGCUGCCACCACUGCUGCCACUGCUGCUACCACCACCACUGCCAAUAACCUUUUCACCAUCCAGAACCUUCCAACCGAUACCCCCUCCACCACCCUCGCCUCUUCAACCCUCGACUCUUCAACCCAAGGCAAUCCUUCCAAUCCUCCCACUGACGGCUAUCCCACUCCCAUCGCCACCAACCCCACUUCAAACCCUCCGACCGUUUCAGACAGCCCUGAAACCCCUCUCGGCCCCUCAUCUGAUCCCUUGUUUGCAAAAGAGCUGAAUUACUGGCAAGAUGAAGAAGUAGCAUCUAUAUUCUCAUCUCUUUCCCGAGCCUCGCUGCCCCAGCUUCCCAAAGCUACCCUCUCGCGCAUCGCCCAGCUUCGGAACAGGCUCGGGCUGUCUAGGUUUGGGCACAGGCUCGGAAAGGGGCUUGGGAACAAGCUCGGAAAGUGGCUGCGAGGUUCGGCAGAAGGGGGUAACGGGGCGGGGAACAGCAGCAGCGUUGAGUUGAACAGUGUUGCGAGCGUGCGGGCGGCGGUGGUGUCUUUUAGGUUCGGGACGUUUGAGUCGCCGGUCGGCAUCGCGCUGAGUCAGCAGCAUUGGAUGGACCCUUCCGGCAGCGCCAAGAUCUCAGGAUGCUCGUUCACCCAGUAUGCCACAUGCAACCCGGCUAGCCCUGCCAUCGUGGCGCAAGCGACGGUCUUUGGUGGAUUCUGGGACACAUCCACAGCCACGCAGGGUCUCAAGUUUGAUGCAACCACCAGCCGGGUGUACCUGCAGCAAGAAGCGAACCCCACCAAGUCCACGUCGCUAGUCUCCAACUUCAUGGCCGUUCGAGACAUUGACGGGACCCUCAUUGGCGGCUCCGGGGGCUUUGCCAUCGUGCCCUAUCUCGCCAAGCCUCCUGCGGCUGUGGCGGCCAAGCAGAGGAGCAUAUCAGCAGGGAAGCGGCCAGCAGGGCCCCUGUCGGGCUGCCAGUACCGCGACCUCUCGGUGGGGUUCACAUGCCCGGGCACCUGCUUCCACUCCUUCUCCGCCACCUAUUACGAAACCACCGGCGCUGCUGCUGUGAAGGGGAGCAGCCAGCGGCCGUACAGCUACCUGGUGAUCACCAGAGAGGAGGAUGGGGCGCAGUUCACGGCUUAUGGGUUUCAGAACGACCCCAUUCCUGUGAUUCCUGCCAAGGCCAGUGUUCGAAGGUGGAUCUCAGCCACGCUUGAAGCGGGGUUCACCUACCGAGUGCGCGUCGUCGCUCCCCCAUCCAACCCGGCCUUCUAUCCGGAUCGCAUUGCAGUACAGUUGCGAGACAUGGGGGGUUGUGCGGGGCGAGUGAAGGUUUUGAUUGAACCGAAAGACGCUGCCACUAACUGGGUCGCCACCUACAGCCCUCCCACUAGGUGCUCAUCAACGGUGCUCGCCCCAUCCACCACCUACCAGAGCUACAUUUGCGCCAACAGCCGUCGAUUCCUGGCCCUCGAUUUUGGCGCCCCGGAACAGUCGUACCAGAUGCUUGCAAUUGCUCGCUCCACCUCCUGCUCAUCUACAUCUUGCUAG